Scophthalmus maximus (turbot) is the source of this 3341-nucleotide messenger RNA. It is a transcript of the gene gucy1b1, whose product is annotated as guanylate cyclase 1 soluble subunit beta 1. Gene Ontology annotation, biological process: response to oxygen levels; cGMP biosynthetic process. Gene Ontology annotation, molecular function: guanylate cyclase activity; heme binding. Gene Ontology annotation, cellular component: guanylate cyclase complex, soluble. The coding region runs from base 389 to 2041 and encodes 550 amino acids. The record is from RefSeq and is a predicted model, not a curated record. NCBI's taxonomy places the organism in Eukaryota, Metazoa, Chordata, Actinopteri, Pleuronectiformes, Scophthalmidae. The transcript is spliced from 13 exons.
GCUGAGGAAGCAGCGGCAGCAGCAGCAGCAGCAGGAGGAGUGGACGCAGAAGAAACACUCACAGCAUCUGUACCAAACGAUGAAGGUUGUGUCAGAUCCAACGGUGUUUGCUUGAAAAUAAGGAGACAAGCGGAGCAGCUGUCGUCAUGCAUUAAACACAUCCACGCUUGCUCGUGUUUGUUCACAGUAUGGGUUUGUGAAUCACGCCUUGGAGCUGCUCGUCCUGAGGAAUUAUGGGCCGGAAGUGUGGGAAGACAUCAAGAGGGAGGCUCAGCUCGAUAUCGAGGGGCAGUUCCUUGUUAGGAUUAUAUAUGAAGAUGCCAAAACGUACGAUCUCGUAGCCGCUGCGAGUAAAGUUCUCAAGAUCGAUGCGGGAGACAUCCUGCAGAUGUUUGGGAAGAUGUUUUUUGAAUUUUGCCAAGAGUCGGGAUAUGACACCAUCUUGCGAGUGUUAGGAUCAAAUGUUCGUGAAUUCCUGCAGAAUUUGGAUGCUCUACAUGACCACCUGGGUACCAUUUAUCCCGGCAUGAGAGCUCCCUCGUUUCGCUGCACCGACGCCGAGAAGGGAACCAAUCUGAUUCUGCACUACUACUCGGAGAGAGAGGGCCUGCAAGACAUUGUGAUUGGCAUCAUUAAAACCGUCGCUCAACAAAUCCACGGAACAGAGAUAGAGAUGAAGAUGAUCCAACCGAAAAGUGAGGAGUGCGACCACAUCAAAUUCCUCAUUGAGGAGAAGGAUUCCGAGGAGGAGGCGUUCUACGAGGAUCUGGACGGCUUCGAGGAGAACGGCACGCAGGAGACUCGGAUCAGUCCGUACACGUUCUGCAAAGCCUUCCCGUUCCACCUCAUGUUCGACAAGGACCUGAUGCUCACGCAGUGCGGGAAUGCCAUUUAUCGAGUCCUACCACAGCUUCACCCGGGAUCGUGUAUCCUUCCUUCAGUCUUCUCUUUGGUCCGUCCUCACAUCGACUUCAGUUUUCAUGGCAUCCUUUCCCACAUCAACACUGUGUUCGUUCUGCGAAGCAAGGAGGGCCUGCUGAACGUGGAGACAGUAGAGAACGAGGACGAGCUGACGGGGGUGGAGAUCAGCUGUCUGAGAUUGAAAGGACAGAUGAUUUACUUGCCAGAGGCAGAGAACAUCCUUUUCCUUUGCUCACCCAGUGUCAUGAACCUGGAUGAUCUUACACGAAGGGGUCUGUACCUGAGCGACAUCCCGUUGCACGACGCCACGCGGGACCUGGUGCUGCUGGGCGAGCAGUUUCGCGAGGAGUACAAACUGACCCAAGAGCUGGAAAUCUUGACGGAUCGUCUGCAGCACACACUCCGGGCCCUGGAGGACGAGAAGAAGAAGACAGACAGAUUGCUCUACUCCGUCCUGCCGCCAUCUGUUGCCAACGAGCUGCGACACAAGCGGCCCGUCCCGGCGAAACGCUACGACAACCUGACAGUCCUCUUCAGUGGCAUUGUGGGAUUUAACGCCUUCUGCAGCAAGCACGCCUCGGCCGAGGGAGCCAUCAAGAUAGUCAACCUGCUCAACGAUGUUUACACACGUUUUGACAUCUUGACGGACUCUCGCAAGAACCCCUACGUAUACAAGGUGGAAACAGUGGGUGAUAAGUACAUGACAGUGAGCGGCCUGCCAGAGCCGUGCACACACCACGCCAAGUCGAUCUGCCACCUCGCUCUCGAUAUGAUGGAGAUUGCUGGACAAGUCAAAGUGGAUGAUGUACCAGUACAGAUUACUAUCGGAAUCCACACCGGAGAGGUGGUGACGGGGGUGAUCGGCCAGAGGAUGCCCAGAUAUUGCCUUUUUGGAAAUACGGUCAACCUCACGAGUCGUACCGAAACUACUGGUGAAAAGGGAAAAAUAAAUGUCUCAGAAUAUACUUAUCGGUGUUUGCAGUCUGCCGAGAACGCCGACCCUCAGUUUCACUUGGAGUAUCGAGGACCCAUCACCAUGAAAGGAAAGAAGGAGCCGAUGAAGGUGUGGUUUCUGUCCAGGAAGUCCACUGACACAGAGUCCACCACAGUGAGGGCUUAACGGUUCAACUCUUAAAACAUCGUGAGUGUCGUCUGAUGAAGACUUCAGUCGAGGUACCGUCCAGGGAAAUGAUGAGGCCGGGAUGAGAUUGAUGAAGAGUGAUAAUGUAUCCACAGAUAUUUUUAGGAAAAUGAGCCACAGUUUUUAUUUUUUUGAAGUGGACGUGAAAUGAUGAUAUGUUUUUGCGGUACAUUUUCAUUAAUAGUAAAGGUUAUUCAUACAGUAACAUGGUACAUUCAAGUUUGAUACAUACCAUUAAGGUUUUGAUUAGCAAACAGUUUUCAAUUAUCUUAAAUAUUUUUAGUAAUUAAUUUUGUUUGUUCUGAAGUCUGAAGUGUGCCAAAAAAAGUCAUUCACAAUAACUAAAUGCAUUUAAAUUCAUAAUUCAAUGACAAUGAGAAAAUCUUUAUUUAAGAAGUUUAAUACAGAUGCUAACAAUCAUAAUAAAACACUUUUUACUGCUUUUCAGUAAAAAGAAUAAAUAACAAUGAAUAAUAAAAUGACAGUGCCAUUACAUUACUGCUGCUAUUUAAGAUAUAUAAGGUUUUACACUAAAUAUAUUACAGAGGCAUCAAAACCAUUAAGAUAAACACAAUAUUAUAACUAUUGUUUUUAUAUAGAUUUCAUGUUCUAAUUUGAUUCAUAUGUUGAAAUUCAAAGAUUUCAUUUAGUUUAGUUCUUAAAAAAAAACCUGAUGCAGUGUGGAGCCGUUAUUGAACCACUAUCAUCAUGUAUCAUCACUGAAUCAUAAUGUAGUCCCAUAAAUAAAAAUGUGCAGUAUACACUAGUUUAUAUAAUAUAUUUAUUGGACCUCUCUACUUAUUGCACAUUCACUUUUUGUCUGAUUCUAUGAAAUAAUAUUGAGUAUUUUUUCCAUUCAACUCUUCUGUUGUUGAAAUACUAUACUCAGUGAUUGACUUAUUUAUUUUUAACAUCAUGUUACUUUGUAUUUAUUCUUUUAUUUACUUAAGAACUAGUUUUAAUGUACUGAUCACCUUUAGAAAACAAAACGUAGUACAUUUUAUCACAGUAGGGAUGACACUACUGUAUAAGUAAAACUUUGUGCUUUCUGUGUUUGAUUAAUUUCAUGUGCGUAUGUGCUGUACUUUUCCGAAAUUUUUGAUAAUUCAUUUUAAGUACACUGCACAUAAUGUCCUCUCCUAGAAAUCCAGCUUUUUGUGCAAGAAUCAAACCGGUGCCUCAUGUACUGUACAAGUGCAUUUUGUGUGGUUGUAAAACACGAUUGUUUUAUUAUUGUUUCUGUUUUGGAGGUUAACUAAUAAAAAUAGUCUUGACAAGU